Paramecium sonneborni is the source of this 975-nucleotide messenger RNA. NCBI's taxonomy places the organism in Eukaryota, Ciliophora, Oligohymenophorea, Peniculida, Parameciidae. The record is from the annotation of a GenBank genome assembly.
AUGAAAGCAAAUUCAAACUAAUUCACCUUUGAGCUCAUGAAUGAAAACAGAAUUAAGAAAGUUGAUCGGUGCGAUGCCAUUACUUUUAAUAAAGAUUAAUCUUUGGUGUUAGCUGGAUGUGGUUAGGAUAUUAGAGUAUUUCAACAUUAAUAAGGGAAAUUGAAUGAAAUUAAUAUACUAAAAGAGCAUAAAGAUUAUGUUUAGGCUCUAAACUUUAUGAACAAGACUAAUAAUUUUUCAUCUGGAAGUCUUGACAAAUCAAUUCUAAUAUGGUAGGUAAUUGGCCAUAAUUAAUGGAGUUGCUAAUAAAUAUUAAACGGACAUUAAAAUAGUAUAUUUUGUGUAGUGUUAAAUAAUAAUGAUGAUCUAAUAAUAUCUGGUAGUUUUGAUAAAACAAUCAAAUUUUGGAUGAAAUAAAAUUAAUGGCUAUGUUAAUAAACCAUAACAGAUCAUACUAAUUAUGUAUAUUCAUUAAGUUUAAAUGAACAAUAAAAUAAAUUGAUAUCCUGUUCAUAUGAUUCAUAAAUAUUAGUAAUAUAAUAGUCUAAGUGGGAUAAAAUUUGGAGUGUUACAUAAAAGAUAAAAGUUGAUUAAUAUGGAUAACGAUUAUGUUUUAUUAAUGAUAUUUAAUUUACAUUCUAACCUUUUCAUAAAGAAUAAAUGCAUGUGUAUGAAUUAGAUACUAAUAAUAAAUAGUAUAUGAAGACUAAGGAAAUUGCUGUAAAGUGUGGCUCAAAUAGUUGUGAUUGUUUAUUUCCAUAAUAAUACUUAAAGUCAAAAUCCCUACUUGUGAAUAAGAAUGGCAAGAAUGUAAAUCUAAUAAAGAAGUAAGAAAAUGGAGACUUUAUAACUUUAAAAUCUAUUGAAUUUGAUAGUCCUUAUCUCUAUGGGCAAUUGAGUGAUGACGGAGUUUAUUUGAUCACUUGGGACUUAAAAUCAAAGGAAAUUUAAGUAAGGAGGUAUAAGUAAUUAUGA